Messenger RNA from Glycine soja, 3134 nucleotides. RefSeq lists its product as uncharacterized. The record is from RefSeq and is a predicted model, not a curated record. The transcript is spliced from 7 exons. Bases 108 to 2834 code for a protein of 908 amino acids. NCBI's taxonomy places the organism in Eukaryota, Viridiplantae, Streptophyta, Magnoliopsida, Fabales, Fabaceae. Gene Ontology annotation, molecular function: protein binding.
UACUAGUAAUAAUAGGAAUAGUAACACAAAAUAAUAAUAAAUCAAAACACUAUCACAUUCCAUUCAUUUGAUUUCCAUUUCUCCCAUUCCUCUCUCGUGUGUCGCCGAUGGCCACCAUGGAGCGCCGGAAAACGAUGACCAUGAACUGGGAUGGCCUCGGCGACGACGAUGACGACGACCACUUCUUCGAGACCUACAACCGCCUCUCCGCCGCCGUGCCGCAGGACCUCGCCGACGACGAUAACGAUUUCGAAGACAGCCGCCUCUCCUUCGCCUCCACCAUCUCCUCCACCCUCUCCAUCAAGCCCCGAACCUCACACUUCUCCGCAAACUUCACCGGAAAACCAAACUACGAAAUCUGGAUGGCCGCUCCGGGAUCCAUCUCCGAACGCAGAAGAAGGUUGCUCGGCAGCAUGGGCCUCGACGAGAACAAGGAGCUCCUCCAAGCCACCAGCGCCGCCAUCGCCCGUGCCAUCACGAAAAAAUUCGAAAACAACAAUGGCAUCAUCAACAACGAUAACAACAACAACAACAACAACAACAACAGCAGUUACGCUAUCAAUUCCACCGCCGUUGAUGUUGGGAAACAGAAACCGUCGAACUCGCCGGUAUACGUCCUCGUCCGGUCGCGGUCCGAGGGCGACAUCGGCUCCUUCUCAAUGGAGAAAUCGAGGAAGGAGGAGAUAAUAGGAAAGGUAUCAAAGCAGCGGUUGACGAGAACCGCUACGGAGGUUGCUCAGCGGCGGCACGCCGGCGCUGAGAACAACCGAAUGGUGGUGAAAGACGUGCCUGCUGCUGGGGAUUCACCUGUGCAUCAGGUGAACCGCCAGGUGGUGACGGCGGCCAUGGGAAUGGGCGACCUGGGGGCGUUUUUUCUAAUAAAGAACCUGGACACGGGAAAAGAGUUUAUAGUAAACGAAUACGGAGAAGACGGCACGUGGAACAGGCUGAGCGAUUUGCAGACUGGAAAACAGUUAACGAUGGAGGAGUUCGAGAAAACGGUGGGGCAUUCCGCGGUUGUGAAAGAGGUUAUGAGGCGCGCCAACGUGUCGCGCCACAGCGAUAAGAAGCUUUCUUCAAACUCCUACAUUUCGAGGAGUUUGAGAUUAAGCAAGAGGCGUGGUGCUUCUUUGUUGAGGAACAUAAAGGGCGUUGCGAGUGGAUUCGUCGGGGAGCGUGAGGCGUCGGUGGCGGCGCCUCAAGCGGCGGUGGGGAAGAACGAGUGGGUGCGCGUGAGGCAGAGCGGGAAGUCGCAGAAGGAGCUAUCGGCGCUGCACCUGUGCCAGGAGUUCCAGGCUCACGAAGGGUGCGUGUGGACGAUAAAGUUCAGUUUGGAUGGUAGGUAUUUGGCAAGUGCUGGGGAGGACAAGGUUAUACACGUCUGGGAGGUGCAGGAGUGUGAGGUUAUGUCCUUGAAACCCGACUUGAAGAAGAAAGGUAAGAAAGGGGGUGCUUCUGCCAUUCCCGAAUAUGUUCAUGUUCCCGAAACUGUUUUUACUCUAUCCGAGAAGCCUUAUUGUUCUUUCACUGGCCAUUUGGAUGAGGUCUUGGAUUUGUCUUGGUCCAGAUCUCAGUUACUUCUCUCGUCUUCCAUGGAUAAAACAGUGAGGUUGUGGGAUUUGGAAACCAAGUCAUGCUUAAAAUUCUUUGCACAUAAUGACUAUGUGACCUGCGUGCAGUUCAACCCCAUGGAUGAAGACUAUUUCCUUACUGGCUCCCUUGAUGCCAAGGUCAGAAUGUGGAACAUCCCUGCACGUCUCGUUGUGGAUUGGAUUGAUAUCCAUGAAAUGGUUACUGCUGUUUCUUACACCCCUGAUGGCCAGGGUGUUCUAGUUGGUACACAAAAAGGAAAUUGUCGAACUUACAGCUUAGAAGAUUACAAGUUAACUCAAUCUGGCACAGUUGAGCUUCGAAACAAAAAGAAAUCUCAGCUGAAAAAGGUUACCGGUUUCCAGUUUGCCCCAAAUAAUCCAUCAGAAGUGCUUGUUACUUCAGCUGAUUCCAGGAUAAGAAUUGUGGAUGGUUCCCAAGUUGUUCAAAAGUUUAAAGGUUUUCGAAAUGCAAGCAGCCAAAUGGCAGCUUCAUUUACUACAAGUGGAAGGUACAUCAUAAGUGCAAGUGAAGACUCACAAGUGUAUGUUUGGAAGAACGAAGAGGCUCGCACUCCAAGCUCCGGAAAAGCAAGGAGUCUGAUUGUUAACCAAUCUCACGAGCACUUCCCAUGUAAAGAUGUUUCAGUUGCAAUACCUUGGCCUUGUACCAUAAGGGGUGAUCCACCAUCAGUGCCAAUGCAAAACCCCAAAAAGAACUCAAAACGUUCACAAGAGGACACUCCAGCGAACAGCAAGAGAAUGUUGCCACCUCUUCCAAAGAAAAGCAACAACCACGCCACAGAAAGUGCACCAGGCUCCCCAGAACAUGACCCUGCAGCGAUUUCGCGCACAGAAUCCGGAAUUGGAGACUCAUUUGGGAACAGCAAGAGAAUGUUGCCACCCCUUCCUAAGAAAAGUAACAACCAUGCAACAGAAAGUGGUGACUCCCCUAUAGAUGAAGAACUUGAAGCAAUUUCUAGGACAGACACGGGAUUAGGUGAUUCAUUUGCUUCAAGCUAUGGUGAUCCAGCUUCUAUAUCUGCUUCAGGUACUCCAUCAAAUGCAUCUUGGUCUUCCAAUUACUCAUCAUAUGAUGGUUGCAAUGGUGCCUCAUCAAUACACCCUUCAGCAUGGGGCUUGGUGAUUGUGACAGCAGGGUUUGGAGGUGAAAUUAGGUGUUAUCAGAAUUUUGGUCUGCCUCGGAGGAUGAGACAGGCCAAUAUCUUUUUGGGACCUACAUAAUAUAACAAAUAACAUCUUUCUCCAUGGCAAAUUAUUAACUUAGCAGCUUUUUCCCUUUUGAAAGAUUGGAAGGGAGGAAUGGGAUGUGAUAAAUGUAGUAAAUUCACUUUUUUCUCAUUAGAUUGGCAUGUGAUGUGGCAAUUUUGGUACCUGUAUCCCUAUGGUUAGUAAGUUAUACUAACAUUAUAGACAAAAUACAAGAAUGCAGAUGACAUUCAAACCCAUUAAAUGGGAGAAAAAGUUGGCAGCAUAAGAUUAGAGACAUUAAGUUAAGCAAUUAUUUUUUUCUGUUUGAUUGAA